CUUAUAAUAACAGAAUAAAAGGUAUUGAGAAUGACGUGGAUUAACCAGGGUUUAAUACAGAGAAUGGUUACUAACUCUUCGUUAACAUUUAACAAUAUGAGAACUAGAUUUUAAGGUCAUUACUGAACUGGCAAAAAAAAGCAGUUUAGGCAAAUCUAGCUUUCAGGCGAGCUUUGCUUGUCCAGUGCCGGAAGGUCAAAAAGAAGUUAGUGAUCUCCAAUCACCAAAUUUCCUAGGCCAAAGCUAAGAAUCGAUGCCAAAUGAUCAAACUCGUCUUUAUGAGAGAAUCUGAACUGUGAUAACAAUACAAAUACAAUUUCUGCAUAUAAAGAUUAGAAAAUAUAUGUUUUUUAUCAAAAAAGAAGAUUAGAUAAAUAUUUAUUAAAAAGAGCAGAGAGACUUUUAGCCAUCAGAAGGAAAAGGCCAUUGUGUUUGUUUUUGGUGCAAAGGUAAGAACACACAUAAGAAAACAAAAAGAUACUUAUAGUCGAUAUUGGCCUAAACAUACGAAGCCAAAACAACUACCAUAGCACCAAGACAGGCGUAUCCAAAUAUGUUGGAAACAGUUAUUACCCCUUCGAUAUAUACAAAACACAUUUUAAAACCUUAUUUUCGUUUACAAUAAUUCACAAUGCCUGUGAAUUUUUCUAGAUUUGUAGAGUUUAUAAUCAUGAAACCGUACCGUAUUUAAAAAUAAUAAUCAAAAGCUAUCGAUCUUGUUAGGAUAUCAUGUAAACAAAUAAAAAGUAAACACUUUUAAGUUUUAACCCAUUCGACAAAAUGACAUCAACACAAAAACAACUCUUAUGAUGAUGAUAUAUUGAUACUUAUUAGUUAAAUAAGUCAAUGAAAAAGUUCAACACCCACGCUCUUGUCUUUUAUAGUUGAAAUGAUAAUUAGAGUAUAUAUAUACCAAUUAAUAAUUAGCAUAAUAUUAAAAAUUCUAAUCAAAAGGAAGAAGAUUAGGGAAGUACUAAUCUUUUGUUAUUGUGUAACCCUUUAAGACCGGUCACAUCUCACAGAAGCUUGUCUUCUCGUCUUAGACUUCAGCCCUCUUCCCUUCUCUGCUCUGCUCCACUCCUCUCUCUCCUUGUCUCUCAUAUGUAGAGAGAGAAAGUGUUAUAUUUGUCUUAUCUAAUGCGUCAAGAACCACUUCAUCUCUAUCUAUAAAAGCCCCAAAAUCAUUCACUCUCAUAUAUUUAUAUAUCUCUCUUGACAUCUCCAAGAUUCGAUCUUUUUAGGUUUUUUCAUAUAUGGUUACCAAAAGAUUUAUAAUUUAAGGAAAAGACUCUGUUUUUCAAAAGAAGAAAUGCAGGAUCCAUCAGCUUAUUACAACUCGAUGAUGGCGACACAACAACAACAACAACAACAACCACAGCAGUUUCCAGAGCAAGAACAGCUAAAGUGUCCUCGCUGUGACUCACCGAACACAAAAUUCUGUUACUACAACAACUACAACCUGUCACAGCCCCGUCACUUUUGCAAAAGCUGCCGUCGUUACUGGACCAAAGGCGGGGCUCUCCGCAACGUUCCCGUCGGCGGCGGUUCUCGCAAGAACGCUAAACGAUCAACCUCUGCGUCUUCUCCUCCCAACACACACAAGAAGAAGACCAAACACCCGGAUCCUAACCCGGAUACGAAUCCGACCCGGAUGCUGUACGGGUUUCCGAUCGGAGACCAAGACGUGAAAGGUAUGGAGAUGGGUGGUGGUGGUGGGAGUUUUAGCUCGCUUUUGGCGUCGAAUAUGCAGCUGGGUCUUGGUGGGAUCAUCCUAGACGGGUCGGGUUGGGAUCCGGGUAUGGGACUAAAGAGGAGUGAAGCGGGUGACGAAGGUGGUGGUAACCCGUGGACCGAUCUUUCUAGGAACAGAGUGGAGAAAAACUGAAGGAGGAGGAGCAGAACACGGAGAGGGGUAGUUUGGUAAAUUAAUAUGGAGCUGCUAAAACUGAUUUCAAGGUGUUUAUGUCAUUUUGGUAAUCUAUUCCUACUCCUUUUUUAAUUUAUAAAUCGGUUUGUUAAAUAUAAUUAGACUUAUGUAAUAGGAGGAGAUUUUCAGUUUAUUGUUAUCUUUAACAUUAGUGAGAAACAAAAAAAAUGUUUGUGUUAUUGAAGAAUUUCUAGAACGAGACUCGCAAAACUCGUGACGUUGAAUGAAUUCUUAGCCACGACAUUAUUUUUA
This is a messenger RNA of Brassica rapa (field mustard), 2179 nucleotides long. RefSeq names its product dof zinc finger protein DOF3.1. NCBI's taxonomy places the organism in Eukaryota, Viridiplantae, Streptophyta, Magnoliopsida, Brassicales, Brassicaceae. The record is from RefSeq and is a predicted model, not a curated record. Gene Ontology annotation, molecular function: DNA binding; DNA-binding transcription factor activity. Gene Ontology annotation, biological process: regulation of DNA-templated transcription.